GGCCAACUCAGUUACUCUCGAACGGUGUUCCUAGAUAACCGUGUUUUUCGACCGCGGGACCGGCCACCGUACCAGCGAACAAACGUCGGGCUUGGUUGGACGGAUUUUUUUUUGCUUCUUUCGAUUGCUGACGGGGUCGGGAUUUUUUUUUGCCUUCUCCAACUAUAAUAGUCAUCUGAAGGGACACGAAAUGUAAAUCUUUUCACCGCCGAGUGUGGGUCAGUGGAGGAGUUUGAACGGUACGUUUUGCGGAUUCGCGGUCAUCGAAGUGGAAAUCGAUCCGGCCGCCUACGGGAGGGCAGGUUUUCGUAUGUGCGAAUUCGGGAGUGGUGGAAGAAAUAUUUUCGGUGCUUGCUCCAAUUUUUUUUCGUGUGUGUGCUGGAAGUGUUUGAAUACGGUUACGAGAGGAAGGGCAGUUCAGAGUUCAUUUUCGUUUUAGGGCGAGUGAGCUUUAAUUUGUGGUUUGGUCAACAAAUACCAAUUAGAAAUAAGAAAAUCCGUGAAUAAUACUGCGGCUGUUUAGCGGUGAAGUUAUUUUUGUUGCAAGUCAUGUCGUUUACGUAAAUUACAGAGCUAACGAGUGAAUCACAUAUAUACAUAUAUAGGUUUAUGGCAUUUCUCGUGAAAAUAUAACAACGAAUGUAUAUAACUGCAAAUGUGAUUGGUUUGGUGGAAGCAAAUAAUCAAAUACCGGGAUAGUUCGAAAUAUCUAUUCGCAAGUAUAAUUCAGUAGCCCGGAAGCCGUGGAAAAUUUCCUGCUGAUUUUGAAGUUCUUAGCUCUUGAAUCGAAACUACACCUAUAUAUGUGCUCGAUGUUGAUCUGAACCGGAAAGUAAAUGGUGAUUACUGCCGAAAGCAGUCCAAUGUCUAGUGCAAAGCAACAGUGCUCAUAGUGAAACUAUUGUGCCCACUACAAAACAUAAUCGACAGACCGUCGUCGCCUUGACGGAAACAAAUAUUCUCGCUGACAGUUUGAAUAUCCUUCCCGACCGAGGGCGACGAAAGAGCGGGAUUACCGCCGAGAGCCACCCGUGGCUUCCGGCAAGAGUCAACAACACUCCCGAGCAGGUUGGGUUGGGUCAACCAACUCCUCGACGACGCAAACCUCCAGCUUCUUCGCCGGCGGCAACGGUGACAGGUACCUGGGGGAAAUCCACGGUUCAGCGCCAAUCUCCGGUCAAUGGCAGACGGUUGCUCAACAAAACAGUGGAAAAUAGGCCCGGUAGCGCAGCACACCAGCAACAGCCGAAAUAGGAAGCUUCCGAAGGAAACAUAAAUUAGAAAACCGAUAAAUUUUCCGAUUUCGCCCCCACCAGUCAACGCCGGGGAGUGGACCGGGUGUGCAGUGCAGGACUUCGCAUGUACCGCCGGUUUUUGCCACCCUUUUCGAAGCCAAGAAAAACUGAUCUCAGCAACCGGCGAGAGUAGAGUAGCGGGAAUGUUCAGUGCGCUAGUGCCUAGGAAAUAGGCGAAAAAAUACCAUUAUAAAGUUGAUAGUGGAGUGAAAUAGCAGUAGGAAAGUGCAAGAAGAAAAAAAAACACGCCGGGUUCGUCCGAAGCUGCUUACCUAAAUAAAUAUUUGCCAACCGAUCGACGGGAAAUUCUUUGUUUGAUUCAGCCUAGGAAGUGGAAGGCAAAAAGGUGUUUAUCUCGAUUCACCAAACAGUGAAAAGUGGGAAAAAGUUUCCCGGGUUGGGUGUUUUUGUGUAGUUCUGUGCUGAAGGCGCUUCAGGACGAAGAGAAAUUGCCUUGCCCGUUGCGGUGGGUGCAGGUAAAAAAAAUCAAGUGAAAAGUGUUUUUAUCGCAUUCAGUGAAAAAAACGGGGGCUGGCUCGGCACUGCUAGUGCUAGCGGCCUUACGACAAUGGCCGUCUGUGUGACCCAUUUCAGGCAUCAAUUUGUUCGAUUUGAAUAAGUGCAGGACGAAAAUUAGGGUCAAGUAAAUUGGUCAACUGGAAGAGUGAUGGAUGGUGCCAGGCGAAGCUAUUAGGACGAAAUAAAAGACAUUCGUGUAUGUGCAGCUGUCGCUCCGGUGUGGGUUGUACGCGCGCCACCGUGCCCACAAUUUAUGGCGAAGUAAAACCGGAGCAUUAGCUUGAAUUCAAUUCCCCUCAGAUAAUCGCAAUUCACAGUAACCAACGGUGCGAGAUGUGAAGCGAAACGGAAGAAUUAUGCGACCGAAUCGAUCCAAUUAAAACAGUCACAGUCAUUUCGAUAGUUACCGUUUCAUCAGCGACUUGACGCUUGGCAAUUAUCAUCAUCAUUCCGGCUGUCGGCGUGCCAACUCCGGAUCGUCGUCCGAUUAGGGCACACUGUUGGCAAAGAUCACGACGACCGGCUGCGAAGCUUCCACCGCCAACUCCUCCACCAGCGCAGCCAAAGGCCACCACCGGAAGACGGGGUGGGCGCUGGGUGGGGGCCAUGCGUCGCCGGAAGCCUAUCGAAGGCUUCCUUCUGUGUGGUCUCUUCUUCUGGACGCUCCUGGUGCAUCUGAUCUCGACAUGUUUGGCCAUCCAGCUGGAGGAACGGAUGGAGAUCGUGCGAAAAGUGCUGAAGGAAGUGCCUUUGAUCGAUGGUCACAACGACCUACCGUGGAACAUAAGGAAAUUUCUGAAAAACCAACUGCGGGAGUUCCGCUUCGGCGAGGAUCUUCGCGAUAUUACACCGUGGUCAACCAGCGCCUGGAGCCACACCGAUUUACGCCGGCUGAAGGAGGGCAUGGUCUCAGCACAGUUCUGGUCAGCAUAUGCGCCCUGCUCCUCGCAGCACCUGGACGCCGUGCAGCUAACGUUAGAACAGAUAGACUUAAUACGCAGAUUAGUGAAUCUUUACCCGCAGCACAUGGCUCUGGUGACGACAGCCGACGGCAUCGCGGAGAGCCACCGGUCCGGCAAGCUGGCCAGUCUAAUCGGAAUCGAGGGUGGCCACUCGAUCGGAACCAGUUUGGGUGUGCUGCGGACAUUCUACCAGCUCGGUGCCCGGUAUCUCACCCUGACGCACACCUGCAACACACCGUGGGCCGAUUGCUGCAAAGUUGAUGAACCGGGACGGGUUCCCCACAUCGGGGGCCUGUCGCACUUCGGCACGCUGGUGGUCACUGAGAUGAACCGGCUCGGGAUGAUCGUGGAUCUGUCCCACGUAUCGGUCCCAACGAUGCUGGACGCGUUGGCCACCUCCAAGGCGCCCGUCAUCUUCUCCCACUCGUCGGCCCACGCCAUCUGCAAUAGCUCGCGGAACGUGCCGGAUCACGUGCUGAAGCGAUUGUCAGCCAACGGUGGCCUGGUGAUGGUCGCUUUCUACCCACAUUUCGUUAGUUGUGGCGAGAAGGCAACCCUCAAGGAUGUUGUCGCGCACAUUAAUCACAUCCGGGACGUGGCCGGAGUGGACCACGUCGGCAUCGGUGCCGGAUACGAUGGCGUGAAUCUAGUGCCCCAAGGAUUGGAGGACGUCUCGCGGUAUCCGUACCUGUUCGCCGAGCUGCUCGUGUCGGAAAAGUGGACCGAGGAGGAUAUCGCCAAGCUGGCGGGGAAGAAUUUAAUUAGAGUUUUCAAACAAGUCGAACAGGUACGGGACCAGCUCGAAGCGCAAGGUAUGCUACCAAUUGAUCAAUCGAUCCCACCGGAGGACAUUCUCGGGAGAUCCUACUGUCGCUAUUCGGGCCCGCGGACGUGACGCAAACGGAACCUUCCCGUCAGCUAGCAGCUCUCGCAAAACCAAUCAAGGGCCCACCACGCCAACGGUGUAAGAUAAACGAAAAACAAACAAACAACCAAACAAACUAGCACACUUUGUACACAGAUUUACUAGUAGGAUAAACAUUCACCAAAAAAGAAAAAACUACAUUCCAAUUCGAACUAUCUCACAGCACGGAGAAACCAGCCGUAAGAAGUGAAGAAUCAAGCCAACAAUCAAACCAACUAAGUUGUUUUACUGAAAAACCAGCGAGAAAAAGUAAAAAAAGGCAAAAAGAGUUUGCAUAUCAUAAGCUAACUUCAUUGGAUACAGGCCCAACUAGGCUAAUUUGAACUUUAAACAAAACGAGAAGGGUUAUUCUCACGGUACUUAACCGAAUUUCCCGAAAUUAACAAAAAGCAACCAACACACAUUUUUUGUAUAUUUUUCUAAGCAGAGCAUAGCCAGUUUAUCACCAUCGACAAACUCACUAGAGCAAACCUCCCCCCAAAAAUCGGAUAACAAAGUUAUCUUCCCUAUGUUUCGAUGAAAGAGCAGAUCAAACCAACCAUUGCGGAACGAAAAAAAAUUCUAAAUGAGAAAUUUUAGGCUAAAAUAAUGUAUAAAACCAAACCAAUGAAAUCUAAUCAAACAAUAACUGUGUAGAAAUUAAUGACAUGUUGAAUCUAAUAAAACAGAAACAAUUCCGACGAAAGAAAGGUUUUUUUU
Messenger RNA from Topomyia yanbarensis, 4400 nucleotides. RefSeq names its product dipeptidase 1. The coding region runs from base 2421 to 3671 and encodes 416 amino acids. Gene Ontology annotation, biological process: proteolysis. The record is from RefSeq and is a predicted model, not a curated record. Gene Ontology annotation, molecular function: metallodipeptidase activity. Lineage: Eukaryota; Metazoa; Arthropoda; Insecta; Diptera; Culicidae. The transcript has 12 exons.